CCUCAUUCUAUACCCUCUCAUCAUUCCUUCUCCUCCUCUUUACACAUUCCGACACUCCAGUUUUAGCUAAAAACUCAUAUCAUCAUACGAACCCAAACCACAACAAGUUUCACACAAGAAUCAACAUGGCCAACAUCCGUGAUCUCAAUCAACUCCCUCCCUAUUGGGAAGUCGUCGCCAGCAUAGAAGAACCAAGCUUUGCUCACCCCUUCUUCGCCGGUCACAACCACAACCACAUGCCACAUGGCGAACACUUUGCUGGUGCUGGAGACUUUGAUCUGCCCCAUCGUGGCCGCCAUGGCCCUCACCACCGCCGCCACCGCCGCGGAGAGCCUGUGACUGAAGACGAAGAACCUACCCAGACCGAGACUGCCGAAGAUGACGAACCCUCCUCUUCCUCCUCCGACGAGGAAAACCAUGAUGAGCCCCGGAAAUGCAAGCGUCACGGUCGCCACGGGCGCGGUCCAUGGGGAAAAUUCGACCACCCCCCUCAUCCCGGAGCAUUUGGAGCUUGGGGGGCUGAGUUUCAGGAACCCCACGCAGGAUUUGGCCCCCAUGGCGGCUUCGGCCAUGGGCCGCAUGGUCGGUUUGGACCCUACGGGGGUCGACACAUGCGCGGUGGCUUCAAGCAUGGUGGUCGCGGCGGACCGCACCGUGGCUUUGGCCCAUUUGGAUUCAAGGAGUUCGGCCAUCAUCGUCACGGUAAGCAUCACAAGCGCGGCGACUUUUUCCACCCCGAGGUGGAUGUAUUCGACACUACCGAGGCCUUUAUAGUGCAUGUUUCGCUGCCCGGGGCGAAGAAGGAAGCGGUGGAAGUAAAGUGGGACCCGAAGAAGUUCGAGCUGAAUGUCAGCGGAACGAUUGAGCGCCCUGGCGAUGAGGAAUUGCUGAAGACAUUGGCCUUGGAUGAACGUCGCGUGGGGACUUUCGAUCGCCAGGUGCGGUUGGGCAGUGUGUUCCAGCCCGUGGAGGUGCAUGUCGAAGGCAUCACGGCUGAGAUGGAAAACGGAGUGUUGAUCAUCAAGUUGCCCAAGGUGGAGACGGAUGUGGUGAUGGUGACGCGUGUGGAUGUGCAGUGAAGACUUCCUCUUUCUUUUUGGAAGACAUAUUCAUAUUUCUU
Aspergillus piperis CBS 112811 is the source of this 1120-nucleotide messenger RNA. Its product is annotated as Hsp20/alpha crystallin family protein. Gene Ontology annotation, biological process: response to hydrogen peroxide; protein complex oligomerization; protein folding. Bases 126 to 1079 code for a protein of 317 amino acids. The record is from RefSeq and is a predicted model, not a curated record. NCBI's taxonomy places the organism in Eukaryota, Fungi, Ascomycota, Eurotiomycetes, Eurotiales, Aspergillaceae. The transcript has a single exon.